This is a messenger RNA of Odontomachus brunneus, 927 nucleotides long. RefSeq lists its product as uncharacterized. NCBI's taxonomy places the organism in Eukaryota, Metazoa, Arthropoda, Insecta, Hymenoptera, Formicidae. The transcript is spliced from 4 exons. The record is from RefSeq and is a predicted model, not a curated record. Bases 52 to 774 code for a protein of 240 amino acids.
CGACGAUCCUCGCUGUAGUCUCAGUACCGUCCGAUAGUUGGAUGCGACGCAAUGAAGUCGGGAGCAGCGUGUCUCUUUCUCUGCGUCCUCUCGACGACUGUGCUCGAUGUUGCGUACCUCACGAAGACAGAAGAUGUUCUAGAUAAGAUAAAGACCGGAUUGCAGUACGCGAGUAAUUACUUGGAGACGGCUAAGGACAUUGCCGAUCUGGUGUCAAAGAGCCUAGGUCAUAAUAAGCAGAAACAGAAGCAGAAGCGAGGAGAGGACGGAGACGACGAGGUGAAACAGCCGUUCGGCCCGUCGAAUCUCGUUUCCGCGUUCUUCCGGCUGAUCGGACUCGAUUCGCCCAAAGUCGCAGCGAUCGCAGUCAACAGCUUCAUAUUUCUCGCACAGAUGAUAAGCACGUUGCUUGGAGUGAAAUCGCCGCAGGGUAACAUCGCCAGAAACACAAACGACGCAGUACUAACCUGGGAUCCUGUGAAAUUCAUCUUGGAAAACAAGAACGAUAAGGUCCAAAAUUUAGUGGAUCAAGCGAGAGACGUGAAUUUACCAAAUCAUCUGAUCGCGCGAAUCAGCGGCUCUGAUUCCGCCUGUAUCAGACUGCUGCUUUGCAAAUCAUCCCCAGUGAUAAAAGCGGCGCAGACCUCCCUCAAUAAUAAAUCGCGGCACGGUAUGCGUCGAAUGACUGCAUGGCUACCGUCCAAAGAGGAAUUCGAAGCAAACAGCGACGAGUGUGAGGACAAACAUACCGAUUGCAGUCUGUUCCCGUCAUGAUAACGAUUACCCGUGCGAGGAAGCGGAGGAAACGACGGUGAAACGUUUUGCGUGCCCGAAUAUCCCAAAGGUUCCUUCGUGCUGUGGUUAAUAUAUCCGAUAUAGGAAUGUGCAUAUGUGCGUGUUGGUGUAUGUGUGUAAGUGUAAAUGUGC